CGCGACCUCGCGGUUGUGUGUUUGUCGUCUGCACAGCCGUUUGCCCGCACAAGUUGCAGACAUCGCCGGUGCAGUUUGAGUGUGCAGUUUUUUUUCUUUCUGUUCGUUUGUGCGUGUGUGAGUCUGUCGGUGCGUGUGUUUUUGUGGAGCUAAGCCACCCUUCUUACUGCGGUCGUUAGGAUUCUCCCCAAUACCACAGUGCCCAAAAGGAGGGGUUGGUGAUUUUGGGUUGGUUGUGUGCGGUAUCGCCGAAAGCCUUUCAGGCCGUAUUGUAAUUCGCGUUGGAAAUCGGGAAAGAGGGGACAAGAAGCGACAACCACAGAGCCGCAGAGAAAUUAUACUGAGUGCAAACAGCACACCCGGUGCUGCAUAAACGUGCAAAAGCACAGGGCAAGGAGGAGGGACGGAUAAUUAGGUGUCGGUUGCAGAAGAUUGCCGAUAAGGAUCGAACGCCGGGCGUGUGCGGUGUGGAAGUGUUGUUGUGCUGCUGCCGUGGAAAUGAGCGUCCCGGCGUUCGGCUUCACCGUUGAGUGUGCAAAAAUCAUAGCCUGCUGAGUACGGCACGGCAAAUAGCAGAAAAAAACGCACCGAACGUACGACAGUCCUUGUGUCAAAAACCGUGUCAAAGUGUCCUCCACCGCGGAUGCAGCGCCAGAAACAAACCCGGGAGGUUAAUUGCAAGUGUGUACUUAGUUUAAGUGCGUUCGUUGCCGCGUGAAGCUUCGAACCGGACGUCCUACCACCACCGCACAGCGCCCCCGGGGGAUGGCCGUUGCUCCAACCGGCCGACGGGUUACACUUUCACACGAGCCGUUUCUGCCGUGCGUUUAUGCAACCCAUCAACGGUUGCACUGCCGUGUGAAAGUGGUCGACAGUGGUGGAUGCAGUCGGUGCAAAGGUGCAAACCUGCCUCGUACCCCCGGCGACCAAGAGGGUGGCCGUCCCGAUGAUGCGUGUGCAGUUUUGCGUGAUGUGAAUGCUUGGUGAGGGAAGUGAAGGAAAGGAAAUUGUGUAUAAAAGUGUUUAAAUUCCAUUAAAAUCAAAAGUGUAGCAAUGUGAUGCAGACGAAUGUUGGCGAUGAAUUGUGCCGGAUAAAUAUAUUCAAAAGAAGAACAAACAACAAACCUUGCCACUCUGUGCUCCGUAAACAGCGUGCUUGGUGAACGUGAAAGUGUCCCUAAAAGCGCACUGAAAACGCAUCAGACAGAAACGUCAAGACCACACAGGCUCACGACGACGGUUGGGCCAAUGCAAUAGGAAACACACCACCACCAGCAGCAGUUCACCCUCCCCGCACAAUUCCGAGUGCAGUGUGCCAAAGGACCGAACGAAACGCCACCCCACCCGCAGUAGGUCAAGAUGCUCCAAGGCAAACGGAACCUUCUGAAGCUAGUGAUAGUUCAACACAUUUUCCUCUACAUACCGUUAGCCGUUCUCGCUUCUAGCGUAGUCAGUAUGAACGAACCCCACAAUCUACUCACAGCAAGAUGUCGCUCAAACUGUACGUACAACCAACAGGUUAGUACGGAUAAAAAGAAAUGCUACAGCAUGUGCAUACGCAACUAUCUGGAAAACUCGGCCUACAAAAAGUACGGAGACUGUCCACCGAAACCACCGUCCAAGCUGGACAGCCUGUGCCUCAACACGUGCGACGGGCUGGACUACAAGUGUCCGGGUGUGGAGAAGUGCUGCGAGCAUUCGUGCGGCCACAGCUGCCAAAGCCCGUACGGGUUGGAUAAGGUCGCCGGUUUACCGCCCGUGCCAGGCCAGAUACAGCUGGUAGAGAUGGGCGGGUCCCGUACCGCCCAGAUCCAGUGGGACGUGAAGCUGGAGAGUGAGCAAAGCCCGACGUACUACAUUACCGAGUCGCGGUUUCACAUCGGUUAUGCUUACACCGAGCACAGGAUGGAAAACGACUGGCAGCCACAUGUGCUGGAAACGUUCACGCAGUAUAACAUGGGCACGGUGACGCGUUACGAGGGGGAGAUUAAGCUAAAACCGGGCCGGUGGUAUCAGGUGCGGAUGGCCGCUGUAAACCGAAUGGGUACCCGUGGCUAUUCGACACCGUCACGACCGUUUAAGCUAAGUGCAAAGCCAAAUCGACCCCAACCACCGAGCAGCCUCACUGUUGGUCCGCUGAUACUGAGAGAAGACCGUACGUACAGCUGUCGGGUGAAUUGGUCCUUGCCCCGGUCGGACCUGCCGGUGGAAAAGUACAAGCUCGGCUGGAGUCUCUACCUAAACCAUACCACCAAUCGGUCGAAAACGGACAAAUCAUCCCUGUUCAAGGAGAUGGCCACCAUCACAGCGCCUACCCGGUUCUAUGACAUCCAGGGGUUGCUGCCGAACCGGUACUACUAUCUACAGCUUCAUGCAAUCAGUGUUUACGGCAAGAAACGGCUCAAGUCCAACGCCCUCCAUCUGCUAGUAAACACCUCCUCCGCCUCACCCGUACAGGACGGUGGUGGUACACCGCUCAACCUGGACAACCUGCUUAUGGGUGAUGCCGGCUAUCGACGGUCGACAAAAAGCCAGCCCAGCCUCAAGGAUGGCCUACUACACGCCGGAUCCGGGCUGUCCGGCGCAGCAGGAACCACCGGUAGAUCAAUCGGUCACGGAGUGCCGACAAUGGGCACGAUACGGUACCACUUUGCGCUGCGCAAGUCGGGUCUAGCCGUUCGGCUUGGCUGGUCCGAGCGGGGUUAUGGCCGUUACAAGGUGCACAUGUGUCGUGGGAAUCGAGAAUGUCUCACGCUGCCACGGAACAGUGCGACCGGCAACGGCAACCACUGGCAGGAUGCCGUACUGCGGCGCAAUACGUACGAGUUCGGCAAGCUAGAGUUUAAUACCCGUUACACGGUGGGCGUACGGAUAGGCGGACAUCGACGCGCCAGCCCCGGGUACGACAUUGUCCGCACGUUCGUAACGCCCAAAUGUGACAAGUUUCGUGAUCAAGAACUGCUACCAUCGGAGUGUAACGUUCAAUAGGGUGGGUGGGUGAGCAAGGAGUUGUACGCGGAUGGUUAACGCAGGUGUGUUUUGUGUGCAUGUGUAUGUGUGUAUGUGUGAGUGUGUACUGGUGUGUGUUAUCCUUUACUAAGCUUGAUGAUUGCAAUAGAUGCUCUAUCACCCCAUC
This is a messenger RNA of Anopheles merus, 3136 nucleotides long. It is a transcript of the gene Kal1, whose product is annotated as anosmin-1. The record is from RefSeq and is a predicted model, not a curated record. The transcript has 5 exons. Bases 1360 to 2988 code for a protein of 542 amino acids. Gene Ontology annotation, molecular function: protein binding; peptidase inhibitor activity. NCBI's taxonomy places the organism in Eukaryota, Metazoa, Arthropoda, Insecta, Diptera, Culicidae. Gene Ontology annotation, cellular component: extracellular region; cell surface. Gene Ontology annotation, biological process: neuron differentiation.